AAACGCAGCAGAAAAGUUAAGUUUUCACGGCCGCUGGAAUAUUGGAAAGAAUUUGAUAAAGAAACUGGGAAUAUAAGUGAACUGAAAGACUCGAGGGUAAAAGAAAACUUGGCACUUCAGAGUAAAAAACGAACCGACACAAGUAGACAAAACAACGAUCCCAAAGGAAGGACAAAAUCUCAGAGCAUAGCAAAAGUCGUUGAAGCCUUUCAAAAACGACAGAAUGAAAAGUUGAAUGUGUUGAAACAGUCGGAAGAGAAAGAAAAGGAUUGUAUAAGCGGAUGCAAACAAAACGUGAAACUCUCUGUGUUUACGCCAGGUUCUGUACACAUAAAAAAGCCAGACAAAAACAGAAAACUACAUUCUGUUGUAAACUGUCCUAAAUUAACAACGGACGGAGCACUUUUGUGUAAUUUUCAGAAAGAAUCCUCGCGAAUCCAAAAUUACUGUACUUAUUCAUUUUCAACUUCUCUACGCAUGUUAACCGGCUUUAAAGAGCGUCCUUUUUUGCCGAUUGUUUGCUCAAGUCGCAAGUUAUACGAUGACCGUUUGCUUCCAAACACACCGGCGGAAAACUGUAUGAGUGGAAAUUAUCAGACUGCUGGAAAAGCCUUGCCGCACGUAGUGAAAAAAUUAACCACACCAUACAUUGUACAAUUAUUUGAAUAACAGUUGCAAUAUUAUGUACGUCGAAAUUAUUUAUUGAUUUAUUUAAACGAAACAUGUAGCACGCUCUGGAAAACGUGUCGGCAGAAAGCUCGACACGAAGCAAAUGGUAAUAAAAAAAUUAACACCCGCUAAAGAAAAAUAUGGACUGGUCAAUUUUUCUCGGAACAUGUGUCGCAAAAAAUUGCUAGAUAACGUUGCAAGGAAAAUUGCCUUGUGGUACAGCCCGUGACUUAAACGCCAUUAACAACAAAAGAAAGCUCAAGAAAUGUUGAAACAAUGUUCAAAGACCAAAUAAAUUUUCAAAUUUAAACCAGCUUUUCCAAGCUAACAUCUCACAACGUAUAUGUUGACAUUAGUUGCCCCAAAUUUUGUUAACAAGUUAUUUUUCAGCAUGCCAGUAUGGCAUUCAGUCGCUCCUGACAGAAAAUGUAACACGGCAGUACCCUACUCUUGCGCAUGCGCAAGGCUUUCUGACCCCAAAAAAAAUAAGGGUAAGAAGCGACGUUUCGACCGCGCUGUGGUCAUUAACAAGUCGUUAUUAAACAUUAUUAAGCAUGACCCGAUAUUGACCGAAGCGCAGUCGGAGCGUCGUUUUGUUAUUCCUCCUUGACUUUUGCCAUUUAAAAAUCCCUAUGAAUCUUUUUUUUAUUAUUCACUCGCACAGUUGGGCGUUGUUUUUCUGUUAUUAUAAUAAUUUCAGUAAGCCAUUUAGAAUUCACACCCUUUAACCUCAAGAUCACAGCGGCCCAGACGGGAAUCUUCGAUUAAAUCCAGAACCGAUACGGGAUUUUACCCGCGGCAACAAGACGGCUAGACGCGCGACAACUGGUCGCAAAUUCCUUUGCGACCAAAAGCGAACAUGGCUUAAAGUACCUAAGGCAUCCUGGGCAACAAAAACAAUUGUUAUUCAGUCUCCAGACAUAAAAACCUAUUCUAAUCCUAUGUAAACCAGCUAUUUCGAAGCCAUUUUCACAGCUGCAAUUCUUUUUCUGCAUGUUUGAACAGGUUUCUAAGAAUUCUGUGUAGUUUUAUAUGACAUUAAGUACCACAGAAGCAUAUAAACGCUCCAUGAUUUCCAUUUGAAAAAAUAAAGUGUUUACUGAGUGCUUACGGUCCUUUGUUUUGACAGAUAAUUGUAUUAUUGUAAUGAAUAUUGGUGUCAUCUCUCUUGACCUUGUACUAAAUACCAUUGUGCUUUUUACCAAUGAAAAACUUUGUUGCUUAAUUACCUUCCACAAGCCUUUAAUCUUAAAAGAUUAAAUCAGGUAGAGUGAUGGGCAUGUUACACGCUGAGUAAAUAGAGGUUUAAGUUUUUUGCGUUGCCAACAGACAAAAUUGAAACAAAUCGGAUUGCCGACAAGACAAGGCACCUUUGGGGUGACUCAAGACGAACCGAGUCUCAGUCGGUCGCAUUCUACUUUUAACACGCGUAAAUGGUGUAGAAUUUCACGCGGAAUUGUUCAAGACUCUUGGGGCUCAACGCCUUACGUCGUACGGUCUAUACGAUUUUAUAAGUGUACAGAUCUAUCGACCGAAACAACGGGAAGACAAGACACUAUAAAAAAAGGUGAAACAGUUGCUGUUUGACAGUAUCAAAGAAAAUCUGCACAUCUAUUUUUAUAAUAAACGUACGUGGCGUUUAAAACAUCUUGAGCAAAAUUGGCUCAGCGAUCUUUCGCCGGAACUGUACGUGAUAAUUAUGACAAAACCUCCAGGACGGGGAAAAAAGAAAGGCAAGAUUCCUAUAUCUCAAGGACAAACUAAGGAACUUAGCUCAACUAAGGAAGAUCGAACUAACCUGGGAGAGGAAGAAAACGACGAAUACAGGGAAAUGACAAAGGGAAUAAACCUAGGCAGACUGAGUCUGACUGAUCUAGUCUGCACAGACAGUUACAGUCUUUACGAAAGGACUUCGUUUAGAAAGCACUCGGAAUUUAACGAGGCGGGCAAAAGUUUCAAGACUACUUUAGAGAAAUAUAACGCGGCAGACAGCAACAAUAAAGGUCAACUUAAAUCAUCUCUACCUCCACUGAGGCACAAAAGAGAUAACCAUAAGCUGUUGCCCUUUGUGACUGAAAGACAUGCAAGCGAGCAUUCGGUGCUCGAAACAAAACCAGGCGACUACAUGGAAAAUAAACGAGAGAUUAUCGCUCCAACUUUAUCUGAAAGUCGAAAAAAACUGGCGUUGAGUUUGUCCUUUGUGGGAAUUUAUGACCUGGACGAGAUGUACGCCGAGAGAAUAGGAAAAGGAAAAGAAAACAAAAGAUUAAAUACAUUAAAAAUAAACCAGGAUCAAGGUUUUGAAACUUUAGACGAAUCGGAAGGCACGUCUCAUAAAGUUUCACCAGUUGCAGCGAAAUUCGAUAAAGAAAGAACGAAAACUUAUGUUAUUAAAACCCUAACGCUUGAAGACGAGAGCCCUUUAAGCCAACAAACUUUAAUCCAGGAUAAACUCAUUCUACCUGAAAUUAAAGAGCGUACACUACCCCGCGCACGUCCAGACAAAAUUGUAUACGGUGAAUACAAAAAGAUGAAGGACAACAGGUUACCCAGUAUUGGUCGAAGUAAGAACAAGUUUAGCUACAAAGGUUCGGAACGACCGAAUAGACACAGAAGAAAAGAGAGAUUGCACGAUAACUCUUUUGAACGUACUUAUUUGGAGACAAAAAUUCCACAGUUACCACUUUUAGUAAACGGCAGGUUAACAUAACGAUACAUAGCCCAACCUUGUUCCCAGGCUCCUCUCUCUCUCGCUCCGAUGGCCAUGAUUGUUGGCACAAACUUUAAGUUAUUUAUUUUAGAGUUUCAACUAGCUAUGUAUUCACUAUUUAAGAUUCUAUUUAUUUAAUUGAUCAUCCACUUUUACAUUCAAACUUCGUGCACUGUCCUAAAGGCUAAAGCUAAAGACGUCACACAUAUAGCGUUUGUAUUUUCAUGAACUGAUGAUUUCCUUCGCAAUGAGUAAUUUUGUUUCUAAGAUUUAAAUUUCUGGCUCUGAAUGACUUUAGUUUAUUAGUGAAGUGAAUCAUUCAUUCGUAAUCUUGCGCAUGCGCUCAGUUGUGUCACGACUGGUCCAGCCAACACUAAAACAGGAUUAAAUUCACUCUUUCAAAGAAAUUCCAUUUUUUAGUCUUUAGACCUUUAGCUUUGUAAUGCUGCAUUUUGUGAGCGAUAAGAUACAAGUUGUAUCUGAAUAUCUUUAGUCUUCUUCGUAGCCGUUUUUAGGGUCGUCUUGCUACGUUCCUCUCCACUUCGUGACGACCCUGAUAACGGAUUCGAGGGAGACUGGAGUUGUCUGAGAUACCAACGCGGAGGGGACCGCAAAGACACCCAGGGACCCCUCCCCCUGGAUUUUCGUAACAACAAUGAACUUUAGACCAACGAAUUCAUUUUUUUCUUCAGUCUGUAAUUCAUUUAUUUUGUUUCAUAAUAAUUGUUCAAUUAGACGAAGUGAGCGGACAAAUUAAGGUUUGGCAUGUUCUCUUGCCAUUAGGCUCGAUUACAAAGACCGGACUUGAGAGAGCCGGGCGGAAAUGGAGCUUACUUACAAUUCUUUUAAGAGCUUUACAUAGUGUGAUAACUCAUAAGCUAGAGUGUACUUUUCCAAACUAAACUGUAAACAAAUUGUUAGAACCUUUUUGCGAACGUUGUUGUCAUUUUAAUUAAGCUGUCGCGUUGCUAUUAACUCCAGUCAUUUUAUUAAAAGACCAAUUGUAUGAAAAGCAUUCAUCUUUGAAAUGCUUACAGCAGAGAGCGAACUGCAAGUUCGUCAAGGCAAUUUAUACAAUCCAUCGCAUUAUUUCAUACGUAUUUUUAACAUAAGGCGUGCUCUUGAGUAUAUGCCAAUAAGCAAUUCAUAUAGACUUGUUCCUUUUAUAGCAGGGGCAAUUUAUGUUCCUUUGUUUACAGAAGGAUUAUGGUGCAAUUUGAUAAAGAAAUUAUGCCUUGCUCAGAUCAUUCUUCAAAAAGGCAAUUAAUCACCAGUAAUAAUGCUUCUCGGAAUACGACGACAUUUUGGACAACCAUAGUUGUUUCUGGUUUCUCGUGUCCACUGAAGCUGGUCAAUUGCAGAAGAAAAGAACAUGAAGGCCAAUAUUACAAGAAUAUUACGGUAUGGCUGAAAAAAUGGCGAAGACUUUGAUCCCCUGAUGAAUAUCACCAAUUUGGUGACGCUAUCCCGGUUGAUAACGAGCGACUUGUAUGCAAGAAAACUGAUAUAUUUGUUCCCUAGAAGGGCUGUUGAGUAUAUUUCCAGUCAGAGGAGCGUGGCAUUUUUUUGUACUUGUGUACAAUGGCCAAAUUAAGCCACCUUAAUGUGUUAUUCCAAGACGUUCAGGCCUUUAAAAGAAAAAGUUCUCUAAACAUCAGCAAAAGUAAGACAAAACGGCCGCCAUUCUUCCUGCCGAAGUUGAAUAUAACGAAAACAUUGACAGAGGCAGGAAAAUUUCACCAUAAAGCUGAUUUGGAGUUGGAUGUACGCGGGCUCGAGAGAAAAACUUUACAAGGGGAUGAAGUUUUAGGUAAGACAGGAAUACAAAGUAAGAAAAAGACAAGAUGGACGACUAAAAACAAGGUAAAUAAACUUUCAUCUCCUGGCAACAAGAUGAUAGAUCAGGAAAGUCGCGACCCCUCUCUUCCGCCGGUAUACUCCAAGUCUUUAACACCAACCCUCUCCAAAGAAAAGAAUUUGAGCCUCUCGAAUCCAAAGAAACUACCUGUACACGAGCUAGAGUUCGCGCUUAACACGCUAUUGAAAGUGAUCGAGAGAAGUAAAGAACAGAAAAAGACGACGAAGGAGAAAUUUGAAAGGAGCGUUGUAAAGGGAGAGCAGAAGCCAAUAAAUGAAAAGACCCGCCUUGUAGAGAAGCCGAGAACUGGCCUUUCUUCCGAGUGUUCUAUGUAA
Messenger RNA from Porites lobata, 5572 nucleotides. Lineage: Eukaryota; Metazoa; Cnidaria; Anthozoa; Scleractinia; Poritidae. The record is from the annotation of a GenBank genome assembly.